Molecule: messenger RNA, 1028 nt
Organism: Hymenoscyphus albidus
Lineage: Eukaryota; Fungi; Ascomycota; Leotiomycetes; Helotiales; Helotiaceae
Source: the annotation of a GenBank genome assembly
AUGGAGAACCGGCCACCAAAGAACACCUCUGAUCCUCAUCUCAAUCGAGCCUGUGAUGCCUGUCGAUUGCACAAGGUUCGAUGUCUUCCGAACACUUCAACGACAACCUUUCCUAACUCCAAAGCUUGUGAAAGAUGUCUGAAAACAGAUCGCAAUUGCGUUUUCACUGCUCCUGUAAAAAGACGGCAGCGAAAACGUACAGACACUCGAGUCGCCGAGUUGGAGAGGGAGGUUGAGGCGAUGAAGAACCAUUUUGACAAGCGAAAGACUGCUGCCAAACCCCUUACUGCGGAUGAGAAAUUGGCAGCCGAAGCGAGGAAUCUAGGCGUUUCAAUUGCGGCCAGGAAAGAGAGAUCUUAGUACCAAUUAUCGUCGCUACAGACAAUUCAAACAUCACAUUUCCUCCCCACUUCACCGUCUGGCGAAAGAACCUCCCCAACGCCAGGAAAUAUCUCUACCGUAUCUUCGCAGCUAGACGUCAUAGAUAGAGGAAUAUUGACUUGGGAAUCAGCCGAAAAACUCUUUCAUAUUUUCAACACCGAUCUGUAUCAACACUACCCUUGCGUUUAUUUCCCUCCUGGCACUUCGGCAGAAAACAUUCGACGCACGAAGCCAACGCUCUUCUUCGCUGUUAUAGCUGCCGCUUCUGGGAAAACCGAGCCCCAUCUAUAUAGCACACUUAAUAGCGAAGUUGUGGCUUCUUAUGUGCAAAGAACCAUUAUUGAUUGUGAAAAGUCAUAUAUGCCAUGCCACUCCUUAUUCUUCUUUUCCAGCCUCAAUUGUCAAGAAACGAAGGAAUGAUUCGUCAUUUUUUUCAGCUCUCGCCUUUGGAAUUCAUCAUGAAAGCCGGAUGCUAAUCUGUUGUAGUGGAGCUGGCUCAGGCAGAGAUUGUAACUUGUAUUUGGUACUAUCCCCCGGGGAACUGGGUGGCUCUCAAGUUCUACGAGUAUAUUAAUAUGGCUACUACAAUGGCUCUUUCUAUUGGAUUAGGAACGAAUCCAAAUGUUUCAAAGAGACGCUGGGGAUGA